Molecule: messenger RNA, 277 nt
Organism: Paramecium sonneborni
Lineage: Eukaryota; Ciliophora; Oligohymenophorea; Peniculida; Parameciidae
Source: the annotation of a GenBank genome assembly
AUGGGAUGCAGUACAUCUAAUUAAGGUAUUAUAAUCCUUUUUAUAUUAUCGAGCUAGUAAGAAAAUUGAUAUCGUUGACAAUAAUAUUUCAUGGGAAACCAUAUAAAAUAAUCACUAUGAUGUAUCAUCAUUAAUGAUAUUAUAGUCCAUCUUAAAUUCUUCUUAAGACCAUUAUGAAAGUUCUGUCACUAUUAGCCAUAUUAAGUAGAAAUCUAAUGACAUUCUUACUUUUGAAAUUAAGGGUAUUUUUAUACAAAACAAUAUUAUAAAUAAAUGA